UAAAUCGUGAUUUGACUUCCACCGACUGUUAAAGCAAAUUUCGUGAACUGGAUGUGUUUUUUUUUUGCAGUGUGUGUUGUUUUUACGACGUGGCUGUUGAGCAACGGACCCACAAACAAUGCUGAAAAUAUCAAUUCUGAAGGUCGAGAACCCGUCCUGCCUCUGGGGUCGGGUCGUCAGUGGUGACACAGAGACGACAGAGCAGUACGACAGUCUGAUGGUUCAGAUGAACCUCUUCUACCACGACGUAACUCAGGACCUGCGCAAGCUGAAGCCCACAUCACUAGAGGAGGGACAGAUGUGUGUGGUGUACUGGUCAGUGAUGAAGUCAUGGUGUCGGGCCGUGGUGGAGUCGGUCAUCAUGGACUCGGUGUCCUGUAAGGCUCGCUGCGUCCUGAUCGACCAUGGAGAACGGCUCAUCGUCCCCUCAGACCAGAUCCGAGUCGCCACAGAAAAGUUCCUCCAGCUGCCUUUCUGGGUGAGGAGGUUCCACCUGGCAGGAAUCAAACCAACAACCCUGCGAGUGUCUGUUUUCGAGGAGAAGGCAGAGCUUACUCCGUCCACUCAGUGGGACAGCUCAGCUACACUCUACCUGCACAACCUGCUACAAGCGUCGACUUGGACGGAGGCUGUGCUGCUCGAGUCUGAGUCAGACUCCACCUCCAUCGAGCUGUACCUCACCAUCGGGAACGUCAAGAUCUGUGUGAACGACGACCUGGUGGCCAAGAAGUUUGCGUAUUACAGCAGAGAGUCGGCUGAAAACAGUGGGAUGGACGAGGUGGACCGAUGUCCCGUCAUGCUGUCCUCAAACAUCUUAACCCAGACUGUGUCCGCGAUCUCAAACACGCCAGCAGCACAAACCCAACCGGCUCCUGUGAUGUCACGAGGUGUGGUUGCAGCCGGAGCAGGUGAUUGGCUGAUGGCACCCUCUCCACCUCAGAGCCAACAUCAUGAGCUGGAGACGGGUGAGGGAGGCGGCAGGUCAGACGUCACAGGAGAACUGACUCCAGGCAGCCAAUCAAAGAAGAGCUCUGACCCUGCUGCUGCAGAGAGUGACUCCUCAGACGACACAGACUCGUCUCUGGCUGCAGCUCUGACCAAAAACCUCAGUCUGUUCAAGUUCCUAAAGUUUCUGAAUCCUGGCAGCAGCUUCCAGCAGGCGGCUCAUAGUGUCAGUCAACAUGAAGAGCCGCAGGACUGUCGAGAGACGACCGCAGCCUCCAGCACCUGCACAGGACAGGAAGUUUUAACCCCUUUAAACAAGACUGAGCUUCUGACACAAGUGGAGGAGGUGCUCUGUAUGAGCUCCAGUACGUCAGUCGAGUCAGAACCAGCGGAGGCAGAGAGGACGUGGAGGAGUGAGGAGGACCGGGCCUGUUCACGGCUUUUGGAGUGGUUGAACCCGGAGCCUCUGAACCCCGAUCCAGACGCUGUGGCCGAUGUGGUUGUUCCCAGUGACCCCAGGAGGAGUGGCAUCCUGGUGCACUCUGUCGUCCCAGUUGAGCCCUGCACCAGUCUGGAUGAUGCCCCCGUCACUGAUGUUCUCCGCUGGAUGCUGCGGAAGAAGCAGUACAGCGCUCUGUCUCCAGCCGACUGUUACAGCUGGCCAGCUGUGGCCCGAGGAUUGAACACCAUCAUCGUCUCCCACAAUGCCGACCAGCCGCUAAGCUACCUCGCCCCGCUCCUCACCCACAUCCUGCUCAACUCCAUCUUCAGCUCCCUCACCUCCAGCUCAGGGCCGAUAGCGGUGCUGCUGUGUCCAGGCUGGGAGAAGGUCCAGUCGGUGUAUGACCUGCUGGAGGAGAGCAAGCUCGCCCACACCCUCCACCCGGUCAUCGUGCUGCUGGGUGCCGGGGCUGACGAGGCCAAGACCGUCAGGAUCCCAAAGAAUUGCCUGCUGUUGGUGACCACCCCCUUCAGUCUGGUCCGUCUCCUGUCCUGUCACUGCUUCAUGUUCCUGCGUCUGUAUCAUCUGGUGCUGGACGGGGCCGACCAGCUCUUCACUCUUGCUCCAGACCAGAUGGCGACCAUCUUGCAGCAUUUCCAGAAGGUGACCUCCAGCGAGGACAAGGCCUCCUGUCCUCAGCAGCUCGUUGCUGUGGCGAAGCGAUGGACCAGUCACAUGGAGGGUUUGUUAACCACUCACAUGCCGUACCCCUGCAUUGUCAUGACCGUCCCCGAGGAAGCUGCUCUCUACGGCAACGUUCAUCAGAUCAUCCUCAUGACUCUAGAGAGCAGUAAGAUCUCAGAGCUGCUCAGCACCUUGGAUUUCAACCCAGUCGUCGGCCAGAAAACUCUGAUCAUCGCCAGCUCUGUGCAGGAAGUCGAGGAUGUGUUCAAGGCCGUCAGCAACAAAUCAGCGUUCUGCCUCAGGGCCCACGAGGAGUCGACGCACCAGCUCGACUUCGUCACCCAGCAGUGGAGGAAAGACAUCGGCCCUGGCACUCAUGUUAUUCUGGUGACCACCAACGAGUGUCUCAAGUGUUUUGGGAUCAGAGACGCAACUUGUGUCGUCCACUACAGCUUCCCCACUUCUCCCAAAGUGUUUGGCAGCCGACUCUUCUGCAUGGCGGAGCGCUUCAGAAACCUCUCAGAGCGGGAUCAAACAAACAGCUGCCGUCAUGACGCCCGGUCGGUGAUGCUGAUCUCUGAGAGGAACGCCCGUCAUGUCGUCGGGGUUCUGCGUUACCUGGGACGCACCGACGCCACGCUGCCCCCCGAGCUACUGUCCUUCGGCCAGGGCGUCCACGUUGCCCGGGAGGACCAGAAGACCAACAAGCCUCUGUGCAGCUACCUGAAGAGCUUCGGAGUCUGCAGAGACAGCAGCGCGUGUCCCGACCGUCACAGGUUCAAUUCCCAGCUGGAUCAGUCUGAGCUCCCUGCGUCUGGAGUCAUAGAGGUCGUACCUCUCUUCAUCAAGACGGCGUCAGUCUUCUACGGUCGUAUCGUCAGGAAACAGGACAGUGGUUUUGACGUCUUGGCGUCUGAGAUGGCGUCUUACUACGCCGAUAAGAAACCGGGAGCCACGGAGAUGCUGGAGGGAGGAUUAUACGCCGUGCAGGAGGACGACGUCUUCCACAGGGUGAAGAUCCUCUCUGUGCCCGUCAGAGGCGACUGCCUGUUUUUCAGGGUGCUCGUUCGGUUUGUCGACGUGGGAAAAGAGGAGGAGGUGAAAUCCCAUCAGAUCCUUCAGCUGCCGGAGCAGUUCCACUCUCUGCCCGGUCAGGCCGUGGAGAUCAUCGUCUGCAGGGUCAAACCAGUGGACGCCGAGAUCGACUGGCACCCAAAGGUCACCAGAGCCAUCAGCCAGAAGAUCCGAGGUCUGCAGCACCGAGCCAGAGCCGUUCACAGUCUGGGAAACACUGUCUUUGUUGAUCCCAUGGUCCGGGUGACUCAGGUCCCGGGUAUGAAAACUGUCAUCAACGAAUACAACGUCCAGUCUGAGAUCCUGAGUACUGGGAUGGGAGUUAGCAACCCGGAGCAUGUGGACCUGCUGAGGGCGCUGAGCCAGGAAGGCGGGGCCAGCGACGGGAAGGAGGCGGGCGACAUAUCUGGGUCGGGGGAUGACUCGGCGUCUCUGGAGAACAGGAUCAAAGCUGAGGAGGAAGUUCUGGCUGAAGUCUUCAGAGCGGCCGAGGUCAGGAAGCUCGCUCACCCUCCUCCACUCGAGCCAUGUGACCCACUGAGUCCAGAGUCUUCAAUGAACCACUUCCUGGUCCCAUCACCACCAGAACCUGAACUCCACCUGGGCCCUGUGUGUGAUAUCCGGUCAGAUAUCCAGGCUGCAGAUGAACAGAGAAACAACCACAGUUCUGGUCUGAAGUCAGCUGAACACACAACGAGGAGCAGAGAUGGAGGAGAACUUUGUCCCAGAGCCGACCUCGCUGCUCGUCUCCACUCCUGUCAUAACGGUUUGCCUGCAGGUGACGAUGAAAGCAGCAGCCACCAGUUCAACACUGUCACUAACGGAACAGACACUGAUGACUCCACAAAAAGUUUCCAUCCUCAGGUGCGCUGGCACCAGACGUCCGACUCCGUGAUCGUCACCGUGAAGCUGAGGAACCCCGAGAGUCAGCGCUGCGACUUCUACCCAGACAGAGUCGUCUACAGUGGCAGAGUGAACGGCCGGUCCUACAGAGCCGACCUGGAGCUUCAGGUCAACGUCGCUGCGGACCGCUGCUGCUGGGAGAUGAAGUCCAAUGAGCCAGUCCUCAAACUGGUCAAACAACAGCAGGGAUCCUGGGAAAAACUCACCAGGAACAAGAAUAUUUUCGUGAGCUACGACAUGGAGCACUUUGAAGAGGAUGAGGACACAGCUCCAUGUGGUCAGUGGUUUGUGGCGAACACAGGAGAGGAGAACUGGUACGUGAACUCAGAGAGCGGCAGUGACAGUGACUGAAGAUUAACACUGACGAACCCUAAGCAACAGAAAAACAUUUUCCCAACACUCCUGAAAUCUCUUAUUAUGUUAGAGUCACAAGAAUAUUUGUGUUUCGUUGCUGCUACCAUUGACAUCCUUAAUACUGGAACUGAUGGGGAUCUAGGAAUAGAAAGUUAAGAUUUAAAUAUUCUGGUCAAAAGUGUCUGACUGCAACAAGUCCGAUUCAUAAGUUUGUCUCAAGUAUAAAGUGAAAUGCAAUGUGACUGUCACUGUUCCAUGUUGUGGAAGAGUUCAUCCAUAACUUUUGUCAGAAUCCGCUUUCUUCCAGAAAACUGAAAAAAGACCUCAGAGUUGAAUUUUUUCCCAUUCCUUCAUUUUUCUUUUAUUUCAGAAGUGGUGGAUGAAAAAGUAGAAACUCUUUCACUUAAAAAUCAGUAGAAUAUAACACGAAACUAGCGCUUCAAGAAGAAUCACAGAGUUGAAUCAAGACACUUCUGUCAGACAGUAGAGAUGUGAAUAUACUUUUAGUUCAUUAGGAACUUCUAGCUAAAACUAAUGUAGUCUAAUAGGUUGUAAUGUUACUAAACUGUUUUAGAAGGUGUAGAUUCAACUUGAUGGUCAUUUUUGGAGGCUGCCGUUUGUGGUGCUGUUGACUUGUAUUCCAUCAUAUGGACAGGUGUUCCUAUUAUUUUGUCCACCACAGUGAGUGUCAGAAUUAAGUAGAAUAAGACAGUGUCUAAUCUGCCAGGAGAACUUUGUCCAGAGGUUUAUUCAUCUCUAUGUCUUGUGAGCUGCCUUCAUGUCGUCGUACCACUUCCUGUGACGAGCUCCAGUUUGAACUUUAUUAUGGGUUUGGAUGAUGUGCUUCUGAGUUCUCAGCCUGCCAGCUGCUGUCAGUCAACCACAACAGCUGAGACAGUAAAGAAGUAUUUCUGAUGUCCCUAAAGACUUUUCCUUAGUUCUUAUAUUAAAAAUCCUGAUUUUAUAACUGACGUCGUCUGACAAAAUCACCAAACACAUAAAUAACAGACAGACUGAGCUGUGAUUUCAGCUUUAUUUACUGUAAAAUGAUCAGAGAGGCAUUGGAAGAGAGAGAAUAUAUUUCUUAUUUAGUCUCUCACACAGAGCACAACCUCUGCCUGGGAUCCACAAUAGUUAAACUUUAUUUACCUCAACUCCAGAACGUGACAGACUUGUAUUAGAGGCAGGUGUUCAUGUCUAACUCCCUUUGUUUAUAAUUGGUCAGAACUAUAUUUUAGUACAAAUUCGCCUCGUUUUCAGUUUGUUGUGUUAAAGUUACUGCGUAACGUGUUAAUAGAAAACUCAACCCUACCCGUAAACGUUUCAUAUUAAAAGCCGCUUAGCGUUUUCGUUGGCUUUUCCAGUUGCUGUCAUCUCUGUUGUUUACAUGCUGCUCAGAUUUGCUUGAGCAGCUAGCAUUACUUCUCUCUCUCUCUCCCUCUCUGCUCUGUGUGUUUUAUGUUUGGUUAUUCCUCUGCCUCCUUUAGUAAUAAAGAUACAUGGAAAGAAAGUAGUUUAUUUGCUGUAAUGGAUGCGAGGCUCAGUGUAUUGGAAGUGCUCCUCCUCUUCCCUGCAGUUCCAGAGCAGCUGGGAAACCAGAGCGGCUCAGUAGGAAGAGGUGUAGCCCGAAGCCCCUGGUCGGCAUCCAUACACGGUCCAGUCAUGAACCAGGUUUAUACCCGUCUGUUUGAACAAAAGUCUCUGAGUCUAGAGACACUGAUCUUAGCACAGCAGCUGUAAACACCCCCCGAUUGAAACUGUUCGCACCAGAAACUCCAGCUCAGUGUCGAGGCGCUGGGCUGACCAGUGGUGAAAUAUGAUCAGUCAGUCGGGGGCAACUGAAAUUGAAGAAAAUGAGAGAAUGUUUGAAAAAUGUAUAAAUAAUUUUAUUUUCUGUAUUUUUUGGUAGCAGUUAAACAAGUAAACUCCUCCGUCAGCCACUAACAAGCUUUGACAGAUCACGGUGACUAAAACCAACUUCUUGUCCACUCUCCACUAACGAUUUCAAAAAGUGCAACCACAAGACUUUAUAUUUAUAUUUUACUUUAUUUUCAAAAUGUCUUAUUGAAAUGGAAAUAAUAACAACCUCUAUAUGAACAGUUCUUUUUCAGACGAUGCUACAAAGUGCUUUACAAGAAACACAAUAAUGCUGCAGAAGUUAUUGGUAUAAUACAAAGUAGAAUAUAACUAAUGCAGAAUUGCAAGUUUAUAAAAAAUUAGUUUUAAGUAGAGAUUUGAGGGAAGUCACUUAUUUUUAAGAUGCAGCUGGAAAAACGUAAUAUUUGAUUUCGAUUGUUGUUUUGUAAGUGUAGUAAAGUGAAAUUAACAGUGCCUCGUGUUCGAGGCUGUUGCUCUGAUUUGAUGUAUUCGUGGAGUGGAUGUUGAAACCACCACAGUUUGUGUAUAUUAUUAUUAUUACUUGUUUCUGUUCAGUAUAAAUCUAAAGACAGUUUGUUUAUCUGAAGAGACUCUGCUCAACUCUUCGUUACCAGUUGUAUAUCUACAUCUGACUGUUCGACUUCUCACUCCCUGUCACAACUAUUGAUGAUGAAACCUGAUGAUUUGCUGAGACGUUUCAGGUUCUUAUUUUCACAGUAAAACUGUUUUCUGUUCAACUAGAUUCUGCUCUGUGAAUCUUGAAUGUUUUGAUUUGUUGUGAUUUUGUGUUUAUAGCCACAGUCAAAAAUAUCACCCUCAACUGUUGAAAGUAGUUAUUAUAUUAUAUGUACCUCAAAAUCAAGGUAACAUCUUUUGGAUUUUUCCCACUCACAACCAUGUUGCCGGUCACAUUAAAGAAUUAUCCAGAGCUUGUUUCAUCCAUCAUAGACUUGAUUUCCUGCAUUAUUCUGUUCUUUACUCUAUUAAAACAAUAUGUCGUGGUGUCUUUUGUAUUGUCUUUACAUAUUGCCUUGUGUGUGGGUUUUUUUUUUCUGCCUUUCUGUCUUUUGUGAAUAAGGUUGUGUUGCCUCGGUGCUGGAAGCUGCGCUCAGACUCCGGUGCUGUAGGCGGCGCUGUUCACCUUUCCCCGCCAGGAAACAGCAGAGCAUG
Messenger RNA from Seriola aureovittata, 7450 nucleotides. It is a transcript of the gene tdrd12, whose product is annotated as tudor domain containing 12. Bases 119 to 4399 code for a protein of 1426 amino acids. The record is from RefSeq and is a predicted model, not a curated record. The transcript has 36 exons. NCBI's taxonomy places the organism in Eukaryota, Metazoa, Chordata, Actinopteri, Carangiformes, Carangidae. Gene Ontology annotation, biological process: transposable element silencing; germ-line stem cell division. Gene Ontology annotation, molecular function: metal ion binding.